Molecule: messenger RNA, 3072 nt
Organism: Mobula hypostoma (lesser devil ray)
Lineage: Eukaryota; Metazoa; Chordata; Chondrichthyes; Myliobatiformes; Myliobatidae
Gene: polr2h
Product: RNA polymerase II, I and III subunit H
Exons: 5
Coding region: 102-554 (150 amino acids)
Biological process (GO): DNA-templated transcription
Cellular component (GO): RNA polymerase III complex; RNA polymerase II, core complex; RNA polymerase I complex
Source: RefSeq, a predicted model, not a curated record
GCCAAUAUCCCGGCAUACUUUGAGAAAUUGUGCGCUCGUGUCCGGGCCUGCUGAGCGUUAGUUGGAAAUCUCAGGAUAAUUUUUAUCUUGUGUGGUGUACGAUGGCGGGGAUUUUAUUUGAGGAUAUAUUUGAUGUGAAAGAUAUUGACCCAGAAGGUGUAAAGUUUGAUAGAGUUUCUCGCCUGCAUUGUGAAAGUGAAUCCUUUAAAAUGGACCUGAUACUUGAUGUAAACAUUCAGAUUUACCCUGUUGAACUUGGUGAUAAAUUUCGUCUAGUAAUAGCAAGUACUUUGUAUGAAGAUGGAACACCAGAUGAUGGAGAAUACAACCCUACAGAUGACCGGCCAUCUAGAGCAGACCAAUUUGAAUAUGUCAUGUAUGGAAAAGUUUAUAGAAUAGAAGGAGAUGAAAGCUCAACUGAAGCAGCCACAAGAUUGUCAGCCUAUGUCUCCUAUGGAGGUCUACUUAUGAGGCUUCAGGGAGAUGCAAAUAAUUUGCAUGGCUUUGAGGUGGAUUCCCGAGUGUAUCUGCUAAUGAAGAAGCUUGCAUUCUGAGAUAGAAGAACAGGAAUGUGGAAAUCAUACAUGUGCUUAAGUUAUCAAUGAAAUCAAAUUUGUUUGUUGAUACUAGUCAACAAAUGAUUUCUCACACCAAAGUUGUAAAUGUCCUACAUUUCCAGUUCUCCCUGUUUCAAAGGAGAUGACGUAGGAAAGUAACUAUUUAAAAUUAAUGACGGGCUUAAAUUUUUCAAAAAAAUUUAGUGGCCAUAUCAUGAAAAGGAAGUAUACGUUUUUUGAUGUUUGUAAAAUGGAAUUCUUUGAACAGAAUCCAAAUAAAAAUGUUGUUUCAAAAAUAACAUUACAUGCCAUUUAAUGCUAUGACACUGAGAUCUGAGUUAACUGAUAAUGACACUCUUUAAUUAAAGGCCAUAUUUAUGAGCACAAAAACCCAAAACGUAACCAAAAGGACUAAUGGAAUUGAAAAGUAAUGAUACUUAAGUGGCCUUUAUCAUUCCCCAUGUGAAACAUUGCAUUUAGUUUGGGCAUUGAAUCUUGGGAAAGAUGCACAUCUGUAAGUAGGCAUAUCGGGAUGAUAAUCACAAGGGUUCAAAUAACAAACAUUUAUUUAUUAGACUUAAGAACACCAAGUGCUUCACGUCUAAAUGCUUCUGAACUCUAACCACUAUUACCAUUUUUGGUAAUUAAAAACCUAGAGCAUCCAAUUUGCUACUCUGAGAUCCAGGAGAUCCAACACAGAAUAAUGACAUGUUAGUUGGUUUUAAAUAUUGCCCAAAAUUUAAAAAAAUAAAUUAUGAAGCUGUGUUACACUACUAUGAUAUUUAAAAGAUUGACCAAACUGCUAAAUGAGAUAAUUAAAAUAAUGAAUUUGAUAUGCUGAAUCCAGAUUGUGAAAUACUGGUGUAAAAUCAGAAAACAUGCCACAUAUAAAAUAAUAUACCACUAAUUCCUGAUGUUUGGCCAACUAAAAAUUCAAAAAGUAAAAGUUUGAUUUUGUAAAGCAAGCGUAUUAAGGGAUGUGAAGCAAAGAUGGGUAAAUGGAUUACAAGCACACAUCUGUCCUCUAACUAAAUGGUGGGACAUGCCUGUUCCUGUGAAGACAUGGUUCAAUCCCAUGAAGGGACAAAAAGUGUUUAUAAAGAGACAUGAAGCGUCUCAAAGUGUUUCAAAGCUACUUAACAGUUGUCAGUGUGUCAGUUUAUCAUUUGCAUUGUCCCAGUGCAAAACAGUUGAGUGAAGAAGAGAAAUUCACAAUGUUGCAAGAAAGGAAUGAAACCAAGGAAUAGUGUGCUAGGCAUGACAGCAAUAUGCAUUAUAUUCAUGUGAUAUUUUAUGUUUUGCAUUUCUGAUAAUUUAAAAACUAAUAUCCACUAAAGCACAAAUAGUGUAAAAAAAUGCAAUAAACGUUUGAUAAUUUUGGAACUGCAAUUUCUGAGUUAUUACAAAAGAACUUGAUAAUGUACACCCCAGAGAACAAAAAAGAAAUAGGUCCUGGAAAAAGUGAAUGCACUGGGGUCAUCUUCUAAGAUUCUUUAGAAUCUGUGGAGCAGUUUCUACAGACUGGAGGAAUGUAGUGGUAUUACCACUAUUUUAAAGAAAGGAAGAGGUUAAAAAAAGAACAAAAUGACAACCUCGUAAGUCAGUAGUGGAGAUGAUAACAGAAUCUGUUGUAAAAACUGCAAUAACAGAACAUUUGAGAGGUGUAGACAAUUAUGAAAAAGAAAGCAUACUUAUUAGUGGCAUUUUUUUGAGUAUGUAACUGGUGGAUUAGAUGAAGGAGAAGCAGUGAAUACUUAUUUUGAUGCUUAGGAGGCCCAUCAUAAUGUCCCACACAAAAUGUCAGUGCUCAGGAUGACGGUACUUUGGAUGGAUUCUCAUAGAGACGUGGAUGAAAAUUGGUUAGAUAGGAAGCAUAGAAUAAAUGGGUGUUUUUCUGGGUGGCAGCAAAUUCUGGAGUGCACUAGGGAUAAGUGCUUGAACCCCAGGCAUCCACAACAUGAAUGAUUUGGAUAAUGUAUUUAAGUUUGCAUAUGACAUACAGAGAUGGGGGCUACGAGCUGUGAAGAGGAUUCAAAGAAGAACCAAUGUAGACAGGUUGGCUGUCACUGAAGCUCAAUGCAGCUGGUGCUAAAGCUCUAUGGGGAAGGACUGCAAUCAAGGGUCCUUCCAUUACUGUACCAGGAGGAGCGGGGAAGCUUUCAAACAAUGAAAGGAAUAUGGCCUCAGGGAGCCAUAUGAAUGACAGUGCUAUAGUUGUUAUUUUUUAUUACAAGUUUACACUCCUAAAUAUAACAACCAUGAAUAUAAAAGCUUUUAAAUCAGGUUUAAUAUCACUGACAUAUGUUGCAAAUUUUUUUGUUUUGCAGUAGCAGUACAUUGGAAUACAUACAGAAACUACUUGUACUGUGUGAACUUUUCCUCGCGGUCGCAAGUAGUUUCUGUCUGAAAUUUAAAAAACCUAAAUUUCAAGUGUGUGUGUGUAUGUGUAUAUAUAUACGUAAUUUUAAGUUUAACUAAGUUGUGCACGGUUUACUUUGUAUGUUUUUUGUUACGA